UUUUGUCGUGUCAAAUCCCAGACGUUGUCGGUUGAGGUUUACGAAAGAUGUCAACCCAAAACGAACCAUUCUACCUCCGUUACUACUCAGGUCACUCUGGGCGGUUCGGACAUGAGUUUCUAGAAUUCGACUUCCGUACCCUUGGCGAUGGCCGCAGUGCUGCCGUGCGAUAUGCGAACAACUCCAACUACCGCAAUGAUUCUUUGAUUCGGAAAGAAAUGUGCGUGAGCGCAGCGAUGAUUCAGGAGGUGAAGCGCAUUAUCAAGGAGAGUGAGAUCAUGAAGGAGGAUGACUCCAAAUGGCCCCAGAAGAAUAAGGAUGGACGUCAGGAACUUGAGAUUCGGCUUGGGAAUGAGCAUAUCUCCUUUGAGACUGCGAAAAUCGGCUCAUUGGUGGAUGUGACUGAAUCUGCGGACCCGGAAGGCUUGCGAGUGUUCUACUAUCUCGUCCAGGACCUGAAGGCCCUCAUCUUCUCGCUUAUUUCGCUCCAUUUCAAGAUCAAACCUAUCUAAAUGGUGAUGGUUGUGGAAACAUGAAAUGGAAUGGUUCACUUUCUGGGAUGAAUAAUAGGCGUUUUCUAUUUGAUUGCAGCCGUGGCGGGUAUACUACUAGUGCUACUUUUUCUUUUUUUACCUUUCCUCUUCCAUAUUUCCCCAAAAAUUUGUCUGGCAGAUUUGGGUUGCUUGAAAUGAGGCCCGAUGGCAAAGCGACUCACCGAAAGCGAUGACGCAAUGGGAGCUUGCCACUGAGGCCAACGUAGCGGAAGAAUUGGAAUACCCAACGACGUGUGUGGAUGUGGAUGUGGAUGAGGGUAUGUGUGUGUGAAGUGUUUGAUGUGUAAAAAAAAG
Molecule: messenger RNA, 848 nt
Organism: Aspergillus costaricaensis CBS 115574
Lineage: Eukaryota; Fungi; Ascomycota; Eurotiomycetes; Eurotiales; Aspergillaceae
Product: mago nashi family protein
Exons: 7
Coding region: 48-512 (154 amino acids)
Biological process (GO): RNA splicing
Cellular component (GO): exon-exon junction complex; nucleus
Molecular function (GO): ATP binding
Source: RefSeq, a predicted model, not a curated record